AUGUCAGUUCCCAGUGAUAAACCACCCAGCUACAACAACAGCAUGGCAUCAAACCCAGGUUACCAGCCAUCCUAUGGAACCAUUGGUGGUGUACCAGCAGGGACAUACCAACCAGCAGGUGGAGCAUACCAGCCAGCAGGUGGGGCAUAUCAGCCUGCAGGUGGGGCAUACCCGCCUCCUGCAGGAGCUGUCCCAUCAUAUAACCAAUCCCACACAAAUAUUGUUGUCCAGCCACCUCACUCGAUUGUGAUUGUAGGUGGUUGUCCAGCUUGUAGGGUUGGUGUUUUGGAAGAAGAUUUCACCUGUCUCGGUGUAUUCUGUGCUAUAUUUUUCUUCCCUAUUGGGAUCCUCUGUUGUUUAGCAAUGCGGCAGCGUCGCUGUGCAAAUUGUGGAGCAGUCUUUGGUUAG
Molecule: messenger RNA, 408 nt
Organism: Candidula unifasciata
Lineage: Eukaryota; Metazoa; Mollusca; Gastropoda; Stylommatophora; Geomitridae
Source: the annotation of a GenBank genome assembly